Molecule: messenger RNA, 367 nt
Organism: Suillus subalutaceus
Lineage: Eukaryota; Fungi; Basidiomycota; Agaricomycetes; Boletales; Suillaceae
Exons: 3
Coding region: 1-228 (75 amino acids)
Source: RefSeq, a predicted model, not a curated record
AUGCACGCUAGAUGGAAACCAGCCACUUAUAUGCGCGAGCCAUCUCAAUAUUCUACGUUGACCUCAUCCCUCCUUGCCGGUAGUACAGCUGCGUUCUCUCGCGUCAAGUCUAUUGGUGUCGUUGCGUGUAAUCUUCGGAUCUUGGAUUCCAUAGUCAUCGGGAGCAACCCGAGCACGCGAGAUUCGCCAUGGACGACAUUCAAGGCACUCCCGUUCACACAACUCUAGAACGUGCCUCGUGGGAUGGGUUGAUUCUAUCUCACAGAAUGACGUUAGAAUUCCCGAUACUUAAUCCCAUGCCUUUUGUCUGGCAGUUGGGUGACCGCGCAGGAUUGCCAACGUACGCAUUGGGAGCUCGUCGUAAAGC